Chlorocebus sabaeus (green monkey) is the source of this 1446-nucleotide messenger RNA. RefSeq names its product ankyrin repeat domain 9 (gene ANKRD9). Gene Ontology annotation, molecular function: protein binding. The record is from RefSeq and is a predicted model, not a curated record. NCBI's taxonomy places the organism in Eukaryota, Metazoa, Chordata, Mammalia, Primates, Cercopithecidae.
CGGCGGACGGUCCCGCGGUCCUGCCUGGCCGGGGCCGCACUGCGCCGCCCGCCGCCCGCCGCCCGCCCGCCAGCCGCCGGCGACGGCACCGCCGCCCUACGAUCCACCCGCGGCGGCUCAGAGCGCGGCUGCGGCGGGCGCGGGCGGCGGCGGCUCCCUCCCUUGCGUCCAUCGUGGGACCUUCGCCCGCUCGCCCGCGGGGGACAGCGCGCGCUCCGACCCGCGGCAGGGGCGGGGACGCCCGGCCUGUGGCCCCGCGCCCCUCAUGAUGUAGCUGAGGCUCGGCCAGGGACAGUGAUAGACCCACAUCCCCGGAACUAGGUGAUCGCGGUGCAGGAACCAGGUGUGCCUUCGCGGGAUCCAUGCCUUGAGGCCCAGGAGCGCCCCGCCGCCAGCAUGCCGUGGGACGCGCGGCGGCCUGGGGGUGGCGCGGACGGCGGGCCCGAGGGCCCGGGCGCGGCGCGCUCGCGGGCGCAGAAGCAGUGCCGCAAGUCGUCGUUCGCCUUCUAUCAGGCGGUGCGCGACCUGCUACCCGUGUGGCUGCUGGAGGACAUGCGCGCCAGUGAGGCCUUCCACUGGGAUGAGCGCGGGCGCGCCGCCGCCUACUCGCCUUCUGAGGCGCUGCUCUACGCGCUCGUGCACGACCACCAAGCGUACGCGCAUUACCUGCUGGCCACGUUCCCGCGGCGCGCGCUAGCACCGCCCAGCGCCGGCUUCCGCUGCUGCGCGGCUCCCGGGCCGCACGUGGCGCUGGCAGUGCGCUACAACCGCGUGGGCAUUCUGCGGCGCAUCCUUCGCACCUUGCGCGACUUCCCGGCGGAGGAGCGGGCGCGCGUGCUGGACCGUCGUGGCUGCAGCCGCGUGGAGGGCGGUGGCACGUCGCUGCACGUGGCCUGCGAGCUAGCGCGCCCCGAGUGUCUCUUCCUGCUGCUGGGCCACGGCGCCUCGCCCGGCCUGCGCGACGGUGGCGGCCUCACGCCUCUCGAGCUGCUGCUGCGCCAGCUGGGCCGCGACGCCGGGGCCACUCCCUCCGCCGCCGGAGCCCCGACCUCAGCUCCAGGGGAGCCGCGCCAGCGCCGCCUGCUGCUCCUGGAUCUCCUGGCGCUGUACACCCCGGUGGGCGCCGCCGGCUCGGCCCGCCAGGAGCUGCUGGGCGACCGGCCGCGCUGGCAGCGGCUGCUGGGCGAGGACAAGUUCCAGUGGCUGGCGGGCCUGGCGCCGCCUUCGCUCUUCGCGCGCGCCAUGCAGGUGCUGGUCACUGCCAUCUCUCCAGGCCGCUUCCCCGAGGCCCUGGACGAGCUGCCGCUGCCCCCAUUCCUGCAACCGUUGGACCUCACCGGCAAGGGCUAGGCCCGGAGCAUCCUACGCACUGGAUUUUGGGACAAAACUAUUUUUCAGAGCGUUGUACCCGGCACUUUAUAUAUAUUGAUCUCUGUAUAGCACAAU